GCUCUUCAGCCAUGGAGCCAUGGUUAGCCUUCAGGAGGUUGCAACUGUCAGCAGCAGCAACAGCAGCCUUACAGAGACUCUGAUUGUUUGCAGUCCAGAGCGGCCCACUUUGAGCGACCGCCCAACACCUAGCAGGCCCAGCAGCAACUGCAGCAGGCAUGUGGCAGUGACUGCAGCGCCGCGGACGCCUGCAAGCCCUGUGGCCACGGAAAUUGAUUCUGACGGUCCUGCGACGCCUUCACCGAGAUCCCGUUCCAUCCACUCCCGCUCCCAGCAAUUUUCACCUUCCCAGCAUUCGCCAGCGACGAAAUCGACAAAGCACGCUGGAAACGGAGAGGAUGAUUUGCUGCUUUUGCUCCAGGUGCAAGAAGAUCCCAAAGUAUUAAAGGGGAGCGAGGAAGUGAAGACUGGGCUGCAGCCUCAGCCGGACCAGCCGCACUCGCAGCCGCAGCCCCAUCCCGAGUCCUUUGCUGCUGCCUCGGCGCACCGGGCUGCGGCUGAGCAGCUUCAGAAUGAGGCUCAGUUGACGUGUGAGGAGAUGCCACAGGAUGCAAGUUCCGCAUGUCAAUGGGUAAUGGGAAGCGUGUCACGCCCUCUGGAGCAGUUGAUGUUCAGCGAGUCUCCUCGGCGUAAAUCGCGUACCAGCCGGAUUAUCCAUGAAUUGCUGGACACACCGCCUGAUUUGAGUCAUACGGUUGAGGCGAAGAAGCCUGAUAAUGCAUGCAGUGUGCAAGCACCAGCUGCCAAGAAGAAUCGAGUGACAGGGGAGACAAACCCCAAGACACAUCAUGCGAGGGUUUGCGGAGAACAACAGGAUCCGCCUCAUGAACAAGUUGCUAAACCCGUGCGGCACAGCCUGUUGAGAACACCAAACGCGCGUUGGCACGCAAUUUGGUUCUUGCAGACACCGAUGAACGAGGACGACAGAAGCGACAUGGGUGGCGCGAUGAAAAUCAGCCGCCUCAGCAUGGAGGAAGAAACUGCCAUGAAUGCCGCCCUGGAAACUGCUUUGUGUGCCCUUCGACGUAAGGGAAUUACACGGGCUGGUCCUGCAGCUGCAGCCCAACUACUAAGUGAAUUCAGCCAUGCGGUGGGUGCCGAUUUGACUGGUCUUUGCUGCGUGCCCCUUGAUGGCGAAUUGCACAGCGCACUUCCAGCGGAACUUUUGGGAGAUCCGGCAGUCUCAGCAGCACGGCUUCCGCCGCCGCCGCAAGGAAAAAGUGGAGCAUUGGCAGGUGCAGCGCUUCACCGUGCGAAGCAAGUGGUGUCGCAGAUCUUGGAUUCGUUGGCACCGGUAGUCUUCAAAAUUGGCAUUACUUGCACUCCUUUCCUGCGAUGGAGAGCCUACGAGCGGGAGGGUUAUCAAAAGAUGCACCUGCUGCAUGUUACCGAAGAGCCUGGCUUGGUGCAGAUGAUGGAAGCAGCGCUCAUCUCAGAGUUUCAGGGGCGAGCUGGCUGCCGCAAUGUGGCAAAAGGAGGGGAAGGUCCAGUGGGACAAGCCCCUUAUUUUGCGUACUUGGUGGUUGUGAGCUGCGGCGAUGGUGUGGGCAUCCUUCCAAAGAGAACCAGAAGGACGGCCUGCAAGACUGCCGCGCGAAAAAAAAAAGAAUGCCAUCCUUGCGGUGGCAGAGCAGUGGUGCAAUUUCCAUCGAACCAGGGUGCUUGGAGUUGA
Cladocopium goreaui is the source of this 1672-nucleotide messenger RNA. NCBI's taxonomy places the organism in Eukaryota, Dinophyceae, Suessiales, Symbiodiniaceae. The record is from the annotation of a GenBank genome assembly.